UAUAAUAAAAGCAUAUUAUGUGAACAACAUACCAGUCAAACUUGGUGCGUUGUAUGUUAGUCGUCGUGAAAAUGGAGGUGUCGUUGAAUAUCAGCUAUGCCAGUUCGAAUCAAAGUUCUCCUCUCAUUGGACUUACUUUGCAUCAGCUGCUUGAGAAGAGGGUUAAUGAACACCCAGAUCGUGAAAUGUAUGUCUUUCCCGAGGAUGGCGAGAGAAUCACAUUCAAAGCUUUUAAAGAUCGGGUUGAAAAACUGGCUGCUGGACUGUUAUCCAUUGGGAUAAAGAAAGGCGACCGACUGGCAUUGUGGGGCAACAUCCAUAUGGAAACCCUACUGUUUGUUGCUGCAGCAAGAUCCAUCGGCGUUAUUACAGUACGCAUUUUGCCGGCUUUCCCAAAUACCAGCGUGAAAGAUAUUUUGCUUCAAACGGGUUGUAAAGUGAUUGUAUUAGGAAGGACCCCCAAUAACCUGUUUGAUAGAUUAGAAGACAUCAGGACAAGUGCUGAAGGUGUAACGAAGUAAGCUAUUGACAAUAAUAUUUUCAAUGCAGAAACGUACAUAGGGCAUAGGCCUACUUAAACUACACACGCAUACUCACAUACCUCUCCACAUCGCAUUUGUUACAUCAAGGCUGGAUUACUGCAAUAGUUUACUGUUU
Messenger RNA from Anneissia japonica, 657 nucleotides. RefSeq names its product medium-chain acyl-CoA ligase ACSF2, mitochondrial-like. The record is from RefSeq and is a predicted model, not a curated record. Lineage: Eukaryota; Metazoa; Echinodermata; Crinoidea; Comatulida; Comatulidae. Bases 54 to 521 code for a protein of 155 amino acids. The transcript is spliced from 4 exons.